UGACGUCUGUCAUUCUCGGGCGUUGCUUCUUGUUUUUUCUUGAAAAUACAUCGUAUUCUAUAUUAUCUGUGAAAGGACAAAAUCAAAAUAGAAUAAAUCGUGAAGAUGACUGUUUUUAUAUUCAUAGUAAUAAUAUUCUAGACGAAAAUGUAUUAGAGAGGCUCGACGGUGUUUAUCUGCUAUCCUGAGGAAUAUAUUUACCGUUAAAAUUUUACGUUUUUGGCGGUGUAGUUUGUACAUUUAAAUACUGAAUGUAUUCGUACUAUUAUUCAACGUGAAAUGUCGAUUGUCAUUCCAUAGUUAAUAUAUAUAUAUAUAUAUAUAUAUAUAUAUAAUAACUGAUACAAAAUACAUUGAUGUGGUUAUGUAUUAACUGAAUAUCAGUUACCGGCAAAGUUUUAAUUCAUUUGAUUUACCGGAUUUCAAGAACAAAAAAGAGAUAUCCGUAACUUGCGAAGCAUCCAAUCGUAAUCGUGGCGGCGUUAAAUCAGGUUAACUGCAGAACCUCGGGAUUCUGUAAUGCACGCAAAUGUGCAUACAGAACGGGCCGGAGGUGGUGGAGGGUCGUGGAGACUACCUCCAGAUGAAACUCUGCAGGUGGCCGAUCCGAAGCAAAAAGAAGAACAGGAUCUAUUCACACCAGAUGGACACAACUGGAGAAGCAUAAUUUUCUCCUUGCUAGUGAUCGGUUUUGUAAUAUCCGGAAUCGUUACUGCAAUCUAUUUAUUAGGAUAUGUCGAUGAGCUGUUAUAUUGGUCGGGGCGAAGAAUGAACUUAGAUGAGUUCCUACAGAAAGAUGUAGUUCCACAAAGACUGCCUUCAAUAUGGAUAAACAGUAAUAAAUUUGUCUUUCAAUCUGAUGAAGGAGGACUCGCUGUAUUGGACACUGCCAAAAACUCUGUUUCGAUCUUAGUAACCAAUCACACUUUACGCCAGAUUAAUGUGAUGGGAUAUCAGUGCUCUCAUGAUUUGCGAUAUGUAUUAUUUAGGCACAACGUGAAACAGGUGUACCGGCUGUCAUAUACUGCAUUAUAUACUGUUUACGACGUUGCAAAUGACCAUCAUACGCCUAUACGGUUAAAGGAGUCACCUAAGGUACAGAAAGCUCGUUUGCAGCAUGUCUCUUGGAUAGGCAAUACAACAGCCAUAGCAAUAGUAGCUGAUAAUGAUAUAUAUUUAAGACAAUCACCAUCGGAAGAAGAAGAUCAUAGACUUACAUUUACAGGAGAAGAGAACAUUAUAUAUAAUGGUGUACCUGAUUGGUUGUAUCAAGAAGAAAUUUUUACAUCGUUCGAGGCAAUGUGGUUUUCACCGGAUGGAUCGCACAUAAUGUAUGCAUCUUUCAAUGAUACACGUGUUGGUCAAAUGAGUUUUCCAUGGUUUACGUCCAAUACCAUAUUACCUGCAGGGAAAGAAAAUAUUAGAAAACUUUUUCCUAUCUCCAAACACAUUCGUUAUCCUACAGCUGGUGCCAUUAAUCCGGAAGUAACAUUAUGGGUUGUGAAUAUAACAAAUUUUAAUCAGAUAGAAACAAUCGAAUUAGCUAAACCGGCAGCAAUAGAAGGCCUAGAUCACUAUUUUAUAUCAGCUAAUUGGAUUGGCGACUCUAACAGCCGAAUUUCAACAGUAUGGAUGUCACGGUCACAAAAUAUGUCUUUAGUAGCUACAUGCUGUAGUCCAGCAUGGAAAUGUGAAGAGCGUCAUUCGGAAAGAGCUCCGGAGAAUGAAUGGUUGGACAUAUUACCUCAUCCUGUUUUUGCACCUGACGGCGAUAGCUUCCUAAUAAUGGCAGGUGUUCAAGAAACUGGCACGGAACAUUUCACUCACAUUAAGCAUGUAACAAUGACACAACAACGAAUAGCUGUGAUAUCACAUGGACGAUACGAGGUAAUUCGUAUAUUGGCAUGGGAUACAUCUAACCAUUUGGUAUACUAUCUAGCCACUCAUAGGAAACGACCUGGUCAACAGCAUUUAUAUGUAGUAAAAGACCCCGUUAACGAUGAGCUGAAGAGUUCUGCCACUGUUGUGGCCAAUCACCGACGCCCAGGGAGGCGACUCCACACCCAGGACCCUAACUCACGACCCGUUUAUUAACGGACCGGCGCCAAC
Molecule: messenger RNA, 2109 nt
Organism: Wyeomyia smithii (pitcher-plant mosquito)
Lineage: Eukaryota; Metazoa; Arthropoda; Insecta; Diptera; Culicidae
Product: inactive dipeptidyl peptidase 10
Exons: 12
Coding region: 520-2094 (524 amino acids)
Biological process (GO): proteolysis
Molecular function (GO): dipeptidyl-peptidase activity
Source: RefSeq, a predicted model, not a curated record